AUGGUAAGGAUAAAUUUGAGUUCUUCUGUUGGAUAUAAUAUAAAACGUUCUUUCUCAUGUCUUCCGAAAUCAAGAUCGUCUUCGUUAUACAAUGUGGCAAUCAAAUAUCGUUCAUUUAAUAAAGGGGAGCGAAAGACAAGGAGCUUUCACAGUUCAAGCAGGUCAUUAAUUGAUUUCGAUCCUUAUAAGACUUUGGGAGUGGAAAAGAGUUCUUCAGCAAAGGAUAUAAAGAAUGCCUAUUACAAGUUAGUUAAAAAGUAUCACCCUGAUGUUAAUAAGGAAAAAGAUUCUGAAAAAAGGUUUCAUAAGAUCCAAGAAUCAUAUGAAUUAUUGAGUGACAAAGAGAAGAGAGCACAAUAUGACCAAUAUGGGGCUAGUGCAUUUGAUGCAAACGGUAAUUCAAACCCAUACGCUGGUGGUAAUCCAUUUGGAGGGCCUAAUGGUGGAAAUCCUUUUGGUGGUCAAGGGAACCCCUUCGGAGGAAUGGGCUUCGAUUUUGAAGACCUAUUCAAGCAGGCUUUUGCAGGUGGAGGCGGAGGAGCUGGUGGCAGAGGUGGACUGUUUGUUACCGAACAUGUAGGUGACAACAUUGAAGUGUUGAAGAGUAUAUCAUUCAAGGAAGCCAUAUUUGGUAAGAAAGUUCUGAUUAAUUAUAAAGCUGUGGAUUCCUGCGGUACUUGUAGCGGCAGUGGGAUGAAGAAGGGCAAAAAGAAAGCAACUUGCCCAACUUGUCAUGGAACAGGUCAAAGUACACAUAUUAUGGGUGGAUUCCAUAUGUCUUCUACUUGUAACACAUGCCAUGGAAGCGGUGUUGUAAUCCCUAAGAGUGAUCAAUGUGGAAGUUGCCAUGGAACAGGUGUCGAAGAGGUGCCUAAAUCUACUAACGUUGAUUUACCUUGUGGGAUAGCUGACGGUACCAGAUUAAGAAUUCCUGGCGGUGGUGAUGCUCCAUUUAUCACAAAGGACCCUUAUAACCAAACUAGAAAUGGUGAUUUGAUCAUAAGAGUACAUGUUGCUAAAGAUCCUGUGUUCUCGAGGCAAGAUAAUAAGAUUGUUGUAAAACAAGACAUCGAAAUGACAACCGCGGCAUUGGGAGGGGAGAUUGUCGUACCAACGGUAGAUGGUCAAAAUGUGAAGCUCAAGAUCAGGCAAGGUGUUCAAAACGGACGAAAAUUAACUAUUCCUGAAAAAGGUGUCCCGAUUAAUAGAAAUGUAAACAACAGGGGUGAUAUGGAAGUCAUUUUGAACGUAAAAACCCUUGUUCCAGAAACACCAGUACAGACGGCUUUAUUGGAAGCUUUGGCAGAUGCAUUUAAUGAUAAGAAUGCGAAGAGGACCGAUGCCCAUUGGAAAUUAGACCUAGACGAAGAUGAGACAAAAAUAGAUGAGACGUAUGAUGAGAAAGAUUUACAUCCUUCUAAAUUGAAGAGAAUUGGUAAGUUCUUGGGCAACUUUUUUAAUAUGAAAGAUGACUCCAAACACUAA
Molecule: messenger RNA, 1485 nt
Organism: Priceomyces carsonii
Lineage: Eukaryota; Fungi; Ascomycota; Pichiomycetes; Serinales; Debaryomycetaceae
Gene: MDJ1
Product: Mdj1p
Exons: 1
Coding region: 1-1485 (494 amino acids)
Biological process (GO): response to heat; protein refolding
Cellular component (GO): cytoplasm
Molecular function (GO): ATP binding; heat shock protein binding
Source: RefSeq, a predicted model, not a curated record